This is a messenger RNA of Marasmius oreades (fairy-ring Marasmius), 1379 nucleotides long. RefSeq lists its product as uncharacterized. Lineage: Eukaryota; Fungi; Basidiomycota; Agaricomycetes; Agaricales; Marasmiaceae. Bases 111 to 1295 code for a protein of 394 amino acids. Gene Ontology annotation, molecular function: carbon-sulfur lyase activity; pyridoxal phosphate binding. Gene Ontology annotation, cellular component: cytoplasm. The transcript is spliced from 13 exons. Gene Ontology annotation, biological process: transsulfuration. The record is from RefSeq and is a predicted model, not a curated record.
GCGUUACCCGCCGGGACCCAAUAGGUUGAAAGACGCCGGCUGCGGAGUUGAGCUUUUAUUCAAAAAAAUCAGUACUUCUCAGUUCCUAUCCCCCCACAAUCCUCACGAUAAUGUCCAGAAGACUAAAGCCUACAGAUCUCAUUCAUGGGGAUGCUCAUGUCGGCGGUCAAGACCGUGUGGAAGUUGCACCCUCUAUAUCUGUCUCUACGACGUUCCGUGCACCUCUGGAUCCUGAUGCACUGAUGGUCGACUCUGAUGUGAGAAAUCCUAGUCGUCACAUCUACUCGAGAUAUACGCAGGACGUUUCCACUCGAGCUGAACACAUCCUCAGUAAAAUCAAUGAUGGCCACGCCCUCACUUAUUCAUCUGGGCUUUCCGCUUGCUACGCAGCCGUGGUUCACUACAAACCCAAACGAAUCGCAGUUCGAGGCGGAUACUUUGGGUCCCAUCAAUCAUUCGCUAUCUACCAAAAGACCAGAGAGGUUGAACUUAUUGAUUUAGACGAUGAGUAUCAGCCGGGAGACCUAUGUUGGCUCGAAACGCCAAUAAACCCUACCGGCGAAUCUCGCGAUAUCAAAUAUUAUGCAGACAAGAUUCACAGGGUCGGAGGGAAACUGGUAGUCGAUUCCACGUUUGCACCACCACCUCUGCAGUACCCAUUCAAGUUCGGCGCUGACUGUGUCCUUCACUCUGCUACAAAGUAUUUCGGCGGGCAUUCCGAUCUACUUGCCGGAGUUUUGAUUGUCAAGACCGACGAAGAAUGGUCAACAUUGAUGCAUGACCGCACCUACAUGGGCAUGGUUAUGGGAUCCUUAGAGGCAUGGCUGUUAUUGCGUUCCCUUCGUACCCUUCAUCUUCGAGUACCGCGUCAAUCGGAGACGGCCACUGCUUUGGUUCAGUGGCUCCAGAGCGUUGUAAAAGAAACCUCCUCAGGAAAGGCUUAUGACGGCGUCCCCGCCGGUGUCAUCUCUCAAGUUCACCAUUCGUCUCUCCAACAACCGGACGCCAGGGGAUUCCAUCCCAAGACUCAAAUGGAAGGAGGAUACGGUGCCACAUUUGCGAUCAUUCUCUCCGACAUAGUUUAUGCCAAGCGCCUUCCCGGACAGACCAAGUAUUUCGUUCCGGCUACGAGUUUGGGCGGCGUAGAGUCUCUUAUUGAGUAUCGGGCUCGAGCGGAUCCUCAGGAAAAUCCACUCCUCGUUCGAGUGAGUGUGGGCGUCGAAGACUUGGAGGAGCUAAAAGAGGAUCUGCGACAAGCACUGCAAAAGGUGGCCGAAAUCAAGGCGAAGUUGUAAAUUUAGGGCGUUUCAUGCAUCGAUGAACAAUAUUUAGAACAUUCAUUGUAGCGCAGCGUUUAAAAUAACUUCUACAAUCUAUUU